Molecule: messenger RNA, 7634 nt
Organism: Sycon ciliatum
Lineage: Eukaryota; Metazoa; Porifera; Calcarea; Leucosolenida; Sycettidae
Exons: 34
Coding region: 414-6614 (2066 amino acids)
Molecular function (GO): protein binding
Source: RefSeq, a predicted model, not a curated record
ACCAACCAGAAAGUGUUGAUUUGGAUCCAAAGGGAUGUCAGCGCAGCCUUUCUAGUUCUGUAGCCGUUCGCCGUUGGUGCCAUGAGCAGCUGCUUUCUAUUCCUGUAGCGUCUCCGUUCAGUCAGCAGUCACUUGAUUCUGGAUCUCAGAGUAGUCGAUAGAGCUGGAGGUGUUUAGGCUGAGCGCUGAGUGUUCUGGUUGUCCGCUCUCUCGGAUUACGCUGGGUCGCUGGCAGAAAUACAUAAAUUUCGUGGAGCUGUCAUUUAGCCACUGUUGAGAAGAGAAGGGUAUUCGAAGGAGCGCGCGACCGCGCGAUUGUGAUGGUGUCAUCUUCGCACUCCGAGCAUGUGAUUACAACAUGCUAGGCCAAGCAAAUUCUUCAAAAACCGAAAACAGCCUAAAACAGCCACGCGAUGGAUCGAUCGUCCACAGGCAGCGAUAGUAGCAAUCGCAGUGCAUCGGCCAUGUCCAACAAGGGCAGCUUGCACGAGCGGCGCACACCUCGGCAAACACCGAGCCCCCUGGAUCGUCACCAGCAGCAACAACAGUCGUCACGGCGAUCGCCCGUCAUACACUUUCCGGCGCCGCCGAAGGACCUGCCGCCGAGUCGCCUCGUGCAGCAGGGUAGCAGCGAGCGGGAUUCCAACACUCCGGACAGCGCCGCCCGCUCAUCCCCGGGCACCACGGAUAGAACUGCCUCACCGGCAGCAUGCACCGGUGGUGGUGGUCGGCGACAACGAGACUCGCCGCUUCUCAACGGACGCCGAGUGGCAGGUGUUGGAGACAAUAGUAGGAUUGUGUCUCGCGACAGCCCAGACGGCUCCGAAACCAUGGCAAAGGAUAGCAACGGCCAGUUGCCCCGACAGCAUGCCGCCAGCGGGGGUAGCUCGUUCAGUUGUGGUGGGUUGGGUGUGUCGCGACACAACCCACAACCUGUCGCCGGUGUAGUGACGGACUACAACAGCAGCAGAGCAGCGGCGGAGCACGCGGGCAGCAGAGUGAACAACGAGAGUGACCAAGACAGCCUGGAUACUCCCAUGUUGGACGUGUCGGCUGACAGUCUGGCCAACAUGCUCAGCGGCUUUGCCGCAGUGCUGGUCGAGCGACCCACGCUCCCCUCUUCCGGCGCGCCCACGCCGGACAAUGCGUUCGAGUCGCCCGAGUCGGUGGCGUCGCCGCCGACGUCCAGCACCGUGUCUCCCGAUCACGUCGCCAUGGUAACUAACGAGGACAACAGUGGCAGUGGGGCAGCAACGGAAAUCGACAAGGUGCUGCGACGUGUGGCACCCUCGGCGCGCUGCGACUCCCCGCUGCACGCCAACAUCCAGCACGUGUUCCCGGCGACCAAGACCCCCGCCACCACUAUCAACGUACGCACAAUGAAGGAAGAGCGAAAGGACGGUGCUACGGUUGCAACCGCCAACACCACCACCGCCACCACUGCAGCAUCAGCAACGUCCACAGCGACGCUACCCAAGCAGGCUAGUAUCAACGAGAAGCGACUCUGGGAGAAGGUCAUUGUGCCGCAUUGGGCGUUGCUCUUGGAAACCAUCGACGUCGAUAACGUCUGCACACAGCUGCUGGCGGCCAGUCUGCUGGACAAUGACCAGGUGAUGAGUCUGCGGACAUGCUCGGAUGAAGCGAGUGCCGCUGCCAGGAUGGUGACGUACAUCGGCGCUCACGGCGACUCGGCCAUCAUCACCUUCUCGCGCAUCAUCAGCGAAGUGGCCCACGCUCACCCGACCUACCGCAACCUGGUCAUUCGACUGAAGGAAGCCCUGCGCAGGCAGCUGUCCAGCUACUAUUCAGACGACGGCAGCUCUCAAUCAAGCGUUGGUGGCAGCGGCGGAGGGGGUGCCGGUACCAGUGGCAGUGGACCUACCAACGGGCACAGUCAGAGGUCCUCAUCGACCACACCGUCACCGCCGAAAGCGUCCAACGAGCUCGCACCGACCGUGCAGACACCGUCAUCGAAGCAGCAGAUCUCCUCUUCGUCCACUGCUGGCAACCUUCUGGCCGUGCCCAACAUUCGAUUGCAUUUGUACGACGCUUAUAUCGACGAUGAUUCGGUCUAUGACUCGUCUGACUUCCGUACGUCUUGUGACAUUAGCCCGCUAUCGUCUCGGAGAGCCAGCCUACUGGAUGUAGUGACGUACUCGCCGAGAGCAACAAUGGAACGUGACAAGAAGCCCAAGCCGGGUGCGACGACCAACUACACCGACGUCGUACUAUCCAAGCGCAAAGCCCAGAAAGCGGCGGACAAGGCGCGCUCAGCGAGGAACGACUCACCGCUGGUCGUGCACCGUGAAGUCGCCGACGACGACGAGACAGCCCUGGCUGCGGCAGCGGGGGCUGACAAUGCCGGCGCUUUGUCCGAUACCACCCCACCGGCUGUCAGACAGAAGAAACACCGCAAGGUGCGGAGCAGAAGUGGUCUGGACGCCAUCUCAUCCAGCUCUUCAACUAGCGUGGACGAUGACAGUCCAAGAACAAAGGACCUCAGAAGAUCCUCCAAGAAGAGCCAGCACACUGCUUUGCGGCCCACGCUUAGUGGCCAGAUCGAGGAGCUGAACCGGCUGCAGGACUCACUCCUGUCAACUGUACGCAAGAUCAAGAAUGACGAGCGCUAUUCCCUGGGUGAGGAGGAAGAUGAAGAGGAGGAUGAGGAGGGAGAUGAUCCAGCACCAGCAGCCAUCUGCAUUGCUCGUGACUCCAUGCUUCAAACCAAAUACGAUGUGCUAACACGCAGUCCGAUAAAGGGCGAUAACGAAGGUGGUCUGCCGGAGAUACCCAUGUUUCCACCACCGCCCACAGGUGCUCCACAGCAUGGCCAUCUGAAGCCACCAGCUCAAUUCGGAUUUCCACACGGCGGCAACACUGCAAGGCACGGUGAUGGCAGUAGUGACGAGGGAGAGAGUCCCGAGCGGCCAAUCACGCCCCCUCACAGCCUUAUACAGCCCAGCUCCAGCUUCCUUGCCGGCGACAAUGACGAGGGUGGAAAUCCAAGCCGGGCCUUGCGCCGCACCAAGUCGGCCGUAUACAACCUGACGCCGUCGUUCUACGACACGACCACCACGCUGAGCCCCACGCCGGGCCGUAUGUCGUCCCCGGUUUCGCCGGCCUCACCGACGGAGAGUGUCGAGUGCGAUUCGCCUAUGUCUAGUCUACCACCGCUAACUUCAGGUGUAUAUCGCACACACUAUGAGCUGUGGAUGGUCACGUGGAUACAAGAGUUCCUGGAGGUGGAUUCCGAAUACGUAGAUGUAUUUGAGAUGCGCUUACCCGAUAUCGGUUACAAUGCGAUUCCAGAGGAGAAUGCUGGCAAGUCUAUCCUGCUACAUCUACUCAUUGAAGAUAUCAACCUAGCACAGUUCAAAUGCCAGAGGGAGGAUAUGUUGACGUCAAUAGCAGAAAUGUUAAAUGUUCCCAUACGAACACUGAGAGCCAUGGUUCGUCAGGUGAACGAGCACGCCAUAUUGCUGUCUCUAUGGUUACCAUUGUUCUGCUGCACCAUGGCAACGGAGAUGGCAGCGGAGAAGAACCGGCGCCUGCUGUCAUACGGCAUCGCCAUGGUUAUCAGCAGUGGACGGCGGGUUUGGUGCGGUCAGGACCGCAUAGGCAAAGCUAGCAUAUUAUCCAAGUUGAAGCAGAGACUGCAUAGCAACGACGAAAAACGACUCUAUGAAACCAUGGAGAUCAAUGUGGACCGGGUAGCUAUGGAGCUGUGGAACCUGGUGCGGCCCAUCUCUAACCCCGUCUGGCAUGGAGCGCUGUGCGGCGAUGUUCGGAUCCUGCAGAUGCUGACGUCGGUCAACGCAGAACUAGAACUGCCAGACUUGGAGGGGAACACGCCAGUCCACAUAGCUGCUCAAGUCGGAAACGUCGAUGCUCUGCAGUAUUUGCUUGAGCGUGGUGCGUCUGCAAACUCUAGGAACAAAAUGCACAUGACACCUCUGCACUGGGCCUGUAACCAAGGCAACACGGCCUGCGUCACAGAGCUGCUGAAGAGCGGUGCCAAGAUCAAUGCUGUAGAACUGCGGCAUCACGCUACCCCGCUACAUGUAGCUAGCAUGAUGGGCCAUGCCGGGGUUGUGGAGGUGCUGGUGGCCAACGGAGCGGAUCUCGGAGCUGUCGACAAGCAUCAGAAUACGAGCCUACAUCUGGCAAUUCUCUUCGCACCAGUCGAUCCACAAGAAGAUAUCGCCAAGUCGGAGCUGUAUGCUGAUGUGGUUGAUAUGUUGCUCAGUGCGAAGGCACAGGCCAGUCCAUGUGGUGUGGCAUGGAUCACUCCUCUUCACUUGGCAUGUGCCAACGGUCAGGAGUACCUUGUGGAGAUCUUGCUCAAGUUUGGUGCUAAUGUCAAUGCCCUGGACCAAGAGUUAUGGCAGACACCCCUCCAUUACGCCGUCAUGGCCGAACACUCCUCCGUGGCUGAGCUGCUGGUCAUUGCUGGUGCUAAUGCGGCCGGCAGAGACAAGAGUGGCCACUCACCUCUGGAUCUGGCAGAGACGGUCACACUUUCCACCAUGCUUGAGACGGCAGAACGAGACUCUCUGUUGGAAGCCGGAGGUGUUGUGUCCCCCACCAGCCCCACACUGUGUAUUGUUGGUGACUCCGGCUCUGGAAAGUCAUCGCUCAUCCAGUGUGUCUGCUCGUCGGUACAGCGCAGGCAGGCGUUCAGCAGCGACAGGAACUCCGACAGCGAUGCCAGCGUGACGUUUGAGACAUCGACACAGCGGUUCAAUUGCUUUCUGGUGAGAAUGUGUGAUGAGAUUGGUGUGAUUCUAAGAGAUGUACCAGCAAGUGUUCAACAUCAUCUUCCCUACUGUUGUUACCUUGGUAACAAGACGUCACUGUUUGUGGUGAUGCUGAACGCCACGGAGACGUACGAGGAGCAGAUUCGCUCGGCCAACGUGUGGCUGGAACUGAUAGCAUUCAGCAGUAUGGCGGUGGCUGUGAGGCCGUCGGUGAUGAUAGUGAGCACACAUGCAGAGAAUCCCAACCCGGCAUUGUCGUUCGUACUCUCCGACAGAAUCAUCGGCACACUGGCGGAUCAGUAUGAUGGUGUGCUCAAUAUCAGCCGUCGUAUGCACAUACUCAACUGCCGCAAACCCUACUCGUUGGCUAUGUCUCAGUUCGUGGACGACGUGGUCGUCGAGGCUUCAGAGCUGAUACGGACCUGUCACGUUCCCAAGCUUUGCAAUGACGUGGCGCAGCUGUUACCGGAGCUGCAGUGUCAGUACGCGGUGCCCAUCGUGGAGUUUGACCUGUUCCAGCGCUUGGUGCAGCAGCAGUUGCCCGAUUCCAACAUCGACGUUCCGAUGUUGAAGCACGUCACGAGCUACCUGCACGACCUUGGUCAGCUUGUGAGCGUGGGCACAAAGGAAGACGGUCCCACCAUGAUUGUCUUGGAACCAGACUGGCUGUGUUGGGACGGCUUUGGCAGACUCAUGCGUCCGACAUCACCCGAACAGGACACUGUCAACCCUGCCAUCACGGCAGCUGCGGGCAAGGUGUCGCAGGUGGGUCUGCAGAAGCUGUUCAGCAUGGUACCGUGUGAUGCCGAGGUGCUGGUGUUGCUUCUCCGCUUCUGCUCCAUGUGUCUACCCAUACUGGAACACUACCAGCUGACUGCCACCAUGCUGGGUGCAGAGACCAGCCGCAGCAUCGGUCUGGAUGGUCAGCAGAGUGCACGGGACCGGGCCUGGGGUAACCAUGUACAGUUUACACGCUACGCUGGUCGCCGCUGGGCCAUGGAGGGCGGUCAGCCGUUCCCGCUCAGUGUAGUGUCAUGGCUACAGGUUGCCUGUGGUGAGCACGUAUCGGAUGAUGUGCUGGCUACCAUGGUAACCUGGCGUGUUGGUUUCAAGGUUGCCGUGGAGAGCAAUGUGGCGGAGGCCCUGGUGGAGCUGACACCGGACAGACGCUAUCUGCAGUUGCUGGUACGGUGUGUGAAGGACGCCAGGCAGCAGUGUGCGGUGCUGUUGCAGCACAUUACUAACAUGAUCGUAGACACUCUCGGAGCUGAGCUGCGCGGCAUUGAAACAGACAUAUCCGCCAUCAGUCCUCGUCAGCUACGCUCACUGGCACCGCCGGACAAUGGCCACUACGAUGCAGUGCCGUUCAGCACGGCGCUGAGCGUGUACCGUACGUUCCUGCGCGGCCAGAGCGCCACCGCCCACAGCAUAGCCGAGCAGAACGCCCAGCCACAGCGCGGCCGCCAGAUGGUCGCCUCGUUCAUCAACAUCGGCGGCCGGCUGGAGAAGCUGUCGGACGUUCUGCUGCUGGAUGAGGGCGAUAUACGACUGAUCGCGCAGAGCGUGUUCGGACGCGAGCUGUGCGAGCGACUGCUCGCCCACCAGUACGAGGAGCUGUCGGGGGAUUCCCCGGACAUGGGCAAUCUCAAGCCGGUGUCGGCUCUGGACGUGGAGGGAAUGCCGGACACGCUGCGUCAGGCCGCGUCCGCACUGCGCGUCCCCGCCAUGCCUCUGCUCUGGCCCUGGAUGGCGCAGCCGUGGCUCGGCAUGCUCAGGCGAUGGCAGGGCCGACGACGCAGCUCCUGGAUACGCAUGCAGCAGGCGCUGUCCGCGCUGACGGAGAACGCCGGCAGCUGAGCCUUGCUGCCUCAAGACAGCCAUGUGGCCAGAACACAAGCAGCUGAGGAUGGCCAUCUCUAGACCCCCGGCACGUACCUAGAUUUGAGUAAAGAUAACAAGAAUCCAAACGGCAGAAGCAACACCGGCAGAACCAGCAUGAAUGUGUCACUGUUCUCACACAACCAGGUUCUCCUUUCGGGGACUCCAUCAUGGAGUCACAGAGUGGUAGGAUACCGAACGUCCUGCACAUUUCCCUUUCUAUGUCGGUGUCCAUUGCCGUUACAUACGACAUGCCUCGCUAAAGACCAUGCUCCUUUUUACCAGCCCAUAAAGAUCCCUCCUGCUCUUUACUGAUAUUGUCUGGUCAUUUUCCUAAUAAAUACAUGUACAUGAGCCAAUCUUCCAAAAAUCUGUUUUCUUUGCACUUUCCCCGCUACUCUCUUGGAAUUUGCCAUUGUUUUUACCCAUUUCGAAAUUUUCAAUUAUCUCUACAACUCGCUGCUGGCUUUUGAAAUUCUAGGAUUACUGAUUUUUUCCGACUCUGAAUGUGACUGUGUGGCUAUGUGUGACUAUGUGUGUGUGUGUAUGUGUGUGUGUGUGUGUGUGUGUGUGUGUGUGUGUGUGUGUGUGUGUGUGUGUGUGUGUGUGCGUGCGUGACUAUGUGUGACCGUAUGUGUGUGUUCUGAAACAAGAAACCACGGAAAGGUCUUGAGUAUUUCUUCGCAGAUUCAGAUUCGGCCAGAAUCAAAAUGUUUUCCUCCUCAGCUCUCUGUACGACUGUAGCCCGCUAUGCGAGUACAUUGUACAUUGUAUUUGUUACUACAUGUCACUUUGUGGAUUUUUGACAGUUUUGAAUCAUUUUAGUUUAUCUUUAGUAUCAGCGUUGCCGAACGAACGCUGCAAAGCGUUGCAGUUGCUUUCACAAAUUUUCUCGGCAACCGCGCUAUGCUUCCAUGGACUUUCGUUUGAUAUAUUUCUUGCAUUUCUCUGGCUGUAUUGCCAGCCGUGGUGUUUCUGCUGAAUCUUCAGCUGAGUUCA